AUGGAAUCCCCAUAUUUUACUUUUUUUAUUUAUGCUAUUAGAAUUCUCUCCUUCUUCUGUGCAUUAUUAUUAGUAAUUAAAGCCAGAAAAAUAAAAAGUUUAUUACAACAACAACAACAACAACAACAACAAAAUAAAAUAAAAGAAGCUAGUGCUUCCAAAAAAGUAGACUCCUUAGAAAAACCAAAAUCAUCCUCAUCCUCAUCUUUUCCUUCCUCUUCUCCUUCCCCAGCAUCUUCUUCAGCAUCAUCUUCUUCUCCUUCCUCUUCUUCAGCAUCAUCAACUUUUUCUUCAAAUUUAUCUUCCGGAUUAUCUUUUACUUCUGUUUCUUCAAGAUCAUCAUCACCAAUAUCAUCACCAGUAUUAUCUUCUUCGCCAUCAUCAUCUUUACCAUCUUCAUCACCUUCAUCACCUUCACCACCUUCAUUAUCACCAAUAAAUAUUAGUUCAUCGGAACAAGAUGAAAUAAAUAUUAAAACAGAAGAUAGGGACAAAAUUUUAUCUUUAAAUAAUGAAAAAUUUAAAGAAUCAGAAUAUUCCAAUGGUAAUUCUAACACACACGUCCACGUCCACUAUCACCUUCACAUUCAUCAACACCUCCACAUUCACCUUCAUCAAAAUGAUUAUAGUGAUGAGGACAGUUUCUUCGACAAGAAAGAAUAUAGUAGUUUAUCAAGAAACGAAGAAAAUUGUGAUUCCUCAGAUAGUGAAGGAUCAAAUAAUCUAUCAGGCACCGAGGGAUAUAGUGAUUCCUCAGAUAAUAAAGGAGGUAAUAAUUUAUCAAACACUGAGGUAUAUAGUGAUUCCUCAGAUAAUGAAGGAUCCAAUAAUUUACCAGACACUGAGGGAUAUAGUGAUUCCUCAGAUAAUGAAGGAUAUAAAAAUUUAUCAGACACUGAGGCAUUAAGAGGUAAUAUUUUAUCUGACAAUGAAAUAUAUAACGAAUUAUCAGACAUUGAAAGUAACAGCGAAGAUGGCCCAACAGAAGAAAAAAGUAAAAGUCCUGUCUUUGAAAAUUUCAAAGUAACUAAACACGAAGGAUAUGAAGAAAAUAAUUAUCAAGAUCGUUUAUUAAUAGAAUAUAACGAUCAAUAUGGAAGAUUCAUUAUUGAAGAAUAUAAAGGAUAA
Molecule: messenger RNA, 1128 nt
Organism: Dictyostelium purpureum
Lineage: Eukaryota; Evosea; Eumycetozoa; Dictyosteliales; Dictyosteliaceae
Exons: 2
Coding region: 1-1128 (375 amino acids)
Source: RefSeq, a predicted model, not a curated record